Messenger RNA from Paramecium tetraurelia, 600 nucleotides. RefSeq lists its product as uncharacterized. The transcript has 2 exons. The record is from RefSeq and is a predicted model, not a curated record. NCBI's taxonomy places the organism in Eukaryota, Ciliophora, Oligohymenophorea, Peniculida, Parameciidae.
AUGUCUCCAAAAUCUAGUACUUCCAUUGAUCAAAAUUCAAUACAAAAAUAUCAAUCUCCCUUGAUUAGUCAUAAAUAACAACCUUUUGGUAGACUAAAUUAAAAUAAUACUAAUAAUAACCUAAAUAAUUCUUCUUCCUUAAGUAUUAAAUCUCCUAAUAUAUCUAAAACCAGAGUUGAUUCUAAAAAGUAAUAAAAUAUCUUUGAUGAUAUAAAAAAGAAAAUUAUCUAUGAAUAAACUAGUCCUUUAAGAGAUGCUACAAAUAAUCAUAAAAGAAAUCAAGCUAGCUUGACUAAUUUAAUAAAAAGUUCAAAUACUAAACUCAAUACCAUAAAAAGUCCAUAGCCAAAAAAAAUAUAACUUAGUAAAUACUGUUCUAAAUCUAAAAACUUUGAUGAAAAUGGAACUGUUAAAUUAUUAGAUUAGUUUAAAUCAAUGCCAUCAUUCACAAUUGAAGAUUAGAAGCCAACAUAUGAGGAAGAACAUAAAUUAAAUAUAAAAACAGAUAGAGUCAAAGGGUUUAAAAAAGAUCCUUAAUAGUCAUAAGAUCUUGACAAGAUUUUAAAAAUGUAUCUCAGCAUGUGUAGCAGCAGAUCCUGA